CUUCGCCGACCCGCGCGCGCUGCCCGUGCGGGGACCGCGGCCGCUUCCCCGGGAGCCGGCUCCGGGCCGUCCAGCUCCUUUGUUAUUCCCCGUGUGCCCUCUCUGGGGGGUGGGGGGCAUGUGUGCGAGUUGUCUUACUGACGGUCAGAAAUUUCUUUUCCACUGUGUGGGCAGGAGGCAGGUUUUUUUCCCUUUUAACUGUCUUCCUUCUGUUUUAUUUAUUUUCCGCUUCCCCCCUGACCUCCUACUGCCUUCCUUCCCCCUUCCUUCUUUGGGUUGCUCCUUCGUUCCCCUUCAGUCUCCCCAUCUUUCCUCCCCUCUCGCUCCGUUCCCCUCCCCCCCCCCCACCCUUUUGCUCUUUUGCAAUAAUUCAGGAAUGUCUCGGGAAUCCUAGCACGCCCUCUCCAUUCAGCCGAGCGCGGGACCCUGCGUGAAUUCCAGAGCAAUGUUCUGGGAUGGUGCCGGAGAUGCGUGGACCGAGCCCAGGCCACAGGCUGCCCGAGCCCGCCCCCUGCCCCGCUGCAGGCGGGAGCCCUGAGCCCUGGGCCGCGGGUCGUCGCCGUCACGUCCUGGCCCUGCCCGUGGAGGAGGCAUGGCGGCCCCAGCAGUGCGCCCUGCUGGAGGCCGACGCCUCGGACGAGGUGGGCAUGCUGCCGGCCUCCCCGCGCGCCGCCGCCGCGGGCUUCGACAACUUCUUCCCGGUGCAGGAGGGCGAGGGCCCGGGUUGGGAGGGCGGGGCGGCCCUGGAGGCCGGCUCCAGCCCCUUCCUCCCGGUGAGCCCGGAGGUGAUGAAACGGCGGCGCGGGGGCCUCAUCGAGCAGCGCGACAUCAUCAAGGCCCACGAGGCCCACAAGAUGCAGAGCACGCCGCAGGCCCGGCGCAAGGAGUGGGAGAUGGCUCGCUUCGGGGAGGCGGUGGUCGGCAGGCCGGGGUCGGGCGAUGGAGACUCGGACCAGAGCAGGAACCGGCAAGGAACCCCGGUGCCGGCCUCGGGGCCGGCGGCCGCCUACAAGCAGUCGAAAGCGCAGAGGGCGCGGACUAUGGCUUUGUACAACCCCAUUCCUGUCCGGCAGAACUGUUUCACCGUCAACAGAUCCCUCUUCAUCUUCGGAGAAGAUAACAUUGUCAGGAAAUACGCCAAGAAGCUCAUCGAUUGGCCGCCGUUUGAGUACAUGAUUUUGGCCACCAUCAUUGCCAACUGCAUUGUCUUGGCCCUGGAACAGCAUCUUCCUGAGGAUGACAAGACCCCAAUGUCCCGCAGACUGGAGAAGACGGAACCGUAUUUCAUUGGGAUCUUUUGCUUUGAAGCUGGUAUCAAAAUUGUGGCCCUGGGGUUCAUCUUCCAUAAGGGCUCGUACCUCCGCAAUGGCUGGAAUGUCAUGGACUUCAUCGUGGUCCUCAGUGGCAUCCUGGCCACGGCAGGAACCCACUUCAACACACAUGUGGACCUGAGGACCCUCCGGGCUGUGCGUGUCCUGAGGCCCCUGAAGCUCGUGUCGGGGAUACCUAGCCUGCAGAUUGUGCUGAAGUCCAUCAUGAAGGCCAUGGUGCCUCUUCUGCAAAUUGGUCUUCUGCUCUUCUUUGCCAUCCUAAUGUUUGCUAUCAUUGGCUUGGAGUUCUACAGUGGGAAGCUGCACCGCGCGUGUUUCACAAACAAUUCAGGUAUUCUGGAAGGAUUCGACCCCCCUCACCCGUGUGGUGUGCAGGGCUGCCCCGCUGGUUACGAAUGCCGGGACUGGAUUGGCCCCAACGAUGGGAUCACCCAGUUUGAUAACAUCCUUUUUGCUGUGCUGACCGUCUUCCAGUGCAUCACCAUGGAAGGGUGGACCACCGUGCUGUACAAUACCAAUGAUGCCUUAGGAGCCACCUGGAACUGGCUGUACUUCAUCCCCCUCAUCAUCAUUGGAUCCUUCUUUGUUCUCAACCUAGUUCUGGGAGUGCUCUCCGGGGAAUUUGCCAAAGAGAGAGAGAGAGUGGAGAACCGGAGAGCGUUCAUGAAACUGCGGCGGCAACAGCAGAUCGAGCGUGAGCUGAAUGGGUACCGUGCCUGGAUAGACAAAGCAGAGGAAGUCAUGCUUGCCGAAGAAAAUAAAAAUGCUGGGACGUCAGCCUUAGAAGUGCUUCGAAGGGCAACCAUCAAAAGGAGCCGGACGGAGGCCAUGACUCGAGACUCCAGCGAUGAGCACUGCGUGGAUAUCUCCUCUGUGGGCACCCCUCUCGCCCGAGCCAGCAUCAAAAGUACAAAGGUGGAUGGGGCCUCCUAUUUCCGGCACAAAGAAAGGCUUCUGCGCAUCUCUAUCCGCCACAUGGUUAAAUCCCAGGUGUUCUACUGGAUCGUGCUGAGCCUUGUGGCUCUCAACACCGCCUGUGUGGCCAUCGUCCAUCACAACCAGCCCCAGUGGCUCACGCAUCUUCUCUACUAUGCAGAGUUUUUGUUUCUGGGACUGUUCCUCUUGGAGAUGUCCCUGAAGAUGUAUGGCAUGGGGCCUCGACUUUAUUUUCACUCUUCAUUCAACUGCUUUGAUUUUGGGGUCACAGUGGGGAGUAUCUUUGAAGUGGUCUGGGCAAUCUUCAGACCUGGUACAUCUUUUGGAAUCAGUGUCUUGCGAGCUCUCCGGCUUCUAAGAAUAUUUAAAAUAACCAAGUAUUGGGCAUCUCUGCGAAAUCUGGUGGUCUCCUUGAUGAGUUCUAUGAAGUCUAUCAUCAGUUUGCUCUUCCUCCUCUUCCUCUUCAUCGUUGUCUUUGCUCUCCUAGGAAUGCAGCUAUUUGGAGGCAGGUUUAACUUUAAUGAUGGGACUCCUUCGGCAAACUUUGACACCUUCCCUGCAGCCAUCAUGACCGUAUUUCAGAUCCUAACAGGGGAGGACUGGAAUGAGGUGAUGUACAAUGGGAUCCGCUCCCAGGGUGGGGUCAGCUCAGGCAUGUGGUCAGCUAUCUAUUUCAUUGUGCUCACCUUGUUUGGAAACUACACACUGCUGAAUGUGUUCUUGGCCAUUGCUGUGGACAAUCUGGCCAAUGCCCAAGAGCUGACCAAGGAUGAGCAAGAAGAAGAGGAGGCUUUCAACCAGAAACAUGCAUUGCAGAAGGCCAAGGAGGUCAGCCCGAUGUCUGCACCCAACAUGCCUUCUAUCGAAAGAGACAGAAGGCGAAGACACCACAUGUCGAUGUGGGAGCCACGCAGCAGCCACCUGAGGGAGCGGAGGCGCCGGCACCACAUGUCGGUGUGGGAGCAGCGCACCAGCCAGCUGCGAAGGCACAUGCAGAUGUCCAGCCAGGAGGCCCUCAAUAAAGAGGAGGCCCCACCAAUGAACCCCCUCAACCCGCUGAGCCCCCUCAACCCACUCAAUGCCCACCCCAGCCUCUACCGGAGACCCAGGCCCAUCGAGGGUCUGGGCCUGGGCCUGGAGAAGUGUGAGGAGGAGCGCAUCAGCCGCGGGGGGUCCCUCAAGGGGGAUGGAGGGGACCUGUCGAGUGCCCUGGACAACCAGAGGAGCCCCCUGUCCCUGGGCAAACGGGAGCCACCAUGGCUGGCCCGGCCCUGUCAUGGCCACUGUGACCCGACCCAGCAGGAGGCUGGGGGAGGGGAGACCAUGGUGACCUUCGAGGACCGCGCCAGGCACAGGCAGAGCCAGAGGCGCAGCCGGCACCGUCGCGUCAGGACAGAAGGCAAGGAGCUCUCCUCCACCUCUCGGAGCCGGUCGGCCAGCCAGGAGCGGAGUCUGGAUGAAGGGGUGCCCACUGACGGGGAGAAGGACUGCGAGUCCAGGGGCAGCCACACGGGCAAGGAACCCACAAUCCAGGAAGAGGAGAGAAGCCAAGACUUGAGGAGGACCAACAGUCUCAUGGUGCCCAGAGGCUCCGGGCUGGCAGGAGCCCUCGAUGAGGACAACAUGCCUCUGGUCCAGCCCCAGCCAGAGCUGGAAAUGGGGAAGGACACGGUGCUGACAGAACAGGAGGCGGAGGGCAGCAGCGAGCAAGCCCUGCUGGGCGACGUGCAGCUGGAUAUAGGCCGGGCCAUCAGCCAGAGUGAGCCUGACCUCUCCUGCACCACGGCCAACACAGACAAGGCCAACACCGACAGCACCAGCGUCACCGUCGCCAUCCCAGACGUGGGCCCCUUGGUGGACUCAACUGUGGUUCACAUUAGCAAUAAGACUGAUGGAGAAGCCAGUCCCUUGAAGGAGGCAGAAAUCAAAGAGGAGGAAGAGGAGAUGGAAAAGAAGCAGCAGAAGAAGGAGAAGCGUGAGACAGGCAAAGCCAUGGUGCCCCACAGCUCCAUGUUCAUCUUCAGCACUACCAACCCGAUCCGCAGGGCCUGCCACUACAUCGUGAGUCUGCGCUACUUUGAGAUGUGCAUUCUCCUGGUGAUCGCAGCCAGCAGCAUCGCCCUGGCAGCCGAGGACCCCGUCCUGACCAACUCUGAGCGCAACAAAGUCCUGAGGUAUUUUGACUAUGUUUUCACUGGCGUGUUCACCUUUGAAAUGGUCAUAAAGAUGAUAGACCAAGGCUUGAUCCUGCAGGACGGGUCCUACUUCCGCGAUUUGUGGAACAUCCUGGACUUCGUGGUGGUGGUUGGCGCAUUGGUGGCCUUUGCUUUGGCGAACGCUCUGGGAACAAACAAGGGGCGAGACAUCAAGACCAUCAAAUCUCUGAGGGUCCUCCGAGUUCUGAGGCCAUUGAAGACCAUCAAGCGCUUGCCCAAGCUCAAGGCUGUCUUUGACUGUGUGGUAACCUCCUUAAAGAACGUCUUUAACAUCCUCAUUGUCUACAAGCUCUUCAUGUUCAUCUUUGCUGUCAUUGCGGUUCAGCUCUUCAAGGGAAAAUUCUUUUAUUGCACAGACAGUUCCAAAGACACAGAGAAGGAGUGCAUAGGCAACUAUGUAGAUCAUGAAAAAAACAAGAUGGAGGUGAAAGGCCGGGAAUGGAAACGCCAUGAAUUCCACUAUGACAACAUUAUCUGGGCCCUGCUGACCCUCUUCACCGUCUCCACAGGAGAAGGAUGGCCUCAAGUCCUACAGCAUUCUGUUGACGUGACAGAGGAAGACCGAGGACCAAGCCGCAGCAACCGCAUGGAGAUGUCCAUCUUUUACGUGGUCUACUUCGUGGUCUUCCCUUUCUUCUUUGUCAACAUCUUUGUGGCUCUCAUCAUCAUCACCUUCCAGGAGCAAGGGGACAAGAUGAUGGAGGAGUGCAGCCUGGAGAAGAACGAGAGGGCGUGCAUCGACUUUGCCAUCAGCGCCAAACCUCUCACCCGCUACAUGCCGCAGAACAGGCAUACAUUCCAGUACCGCGUCUGGCACUUCGUGGUGUCCCCAUCCUUUGAGUACACCAUCAUGGCCAUGAUCGCCCUGAACACCGUCGUGCUGAUGAUGAAGUACUACUCUGCUCCCUGUACCUAUGAACUGGCUCUGAAGUACCUGAAUAUUGCCUUCACCAUGGUGUUCUCCCUGGAGUGUGUCCUAAAAGUCAUCGCGUUCGGCUUCUUGAACUAUUUCCGAGACACCUGGAAUAUCUUUGACUUCAUCACUGUGAUUGGCAGUAUCACAGAAAUCAUUCUGACAGACAGCAAGCUGGUGAACACCAGUGGCUUCAACAUGAGCUUUCUGAAGCUCUUCCGAGCUGCCCGCCUCAUCAAGCUUCUCCGGCAGGGUUACACCAUCCGUAUUUUACUCUGGACCUUCGUGCAGUCCUUUAAGGCCCUCCCCUACGUCUGCCUUUUGAUUGCCAUGCUUUUCUUCAUCUAUGCCAUCAUUGGGAUGCAGGUGUUUGGAAACAUAAAAUUAGAUGAGGAGAGUCACAUCAACCGACACAACAACUUCCGGAGUUUCUUCGGGUCCCUCAUGUUACUCUUCAGGAGUGCCACAGGCGAGGCCUGGCAGGAGAUAAUGCUGUCGUGCCUCGGGGAGAAAGGCUGCGAGCCAGACACCACUGCGCCUUCCGGGCAGAAUGAGAAUGAGCGCUGUGGCACAGAUCUGGCCUACGUUUACUUUGUCUCCUUCAUCUUCUUCUGCUCCUUCUUGAUGCUCAACCUGUUCGUGGCUGUCAUCAUGGACAACUUUGAGUACCUGACUCGGGACUCCUCCAUCUUAGGGCCUCACCACUUGGACGAAUUUGUCCGCGUCUGGGCAGAAUAUGACAGAGCUGCAUGCGGCAGGAUCCCGUAUAAGGAUAUGUACAAAUUAGUGCGGGUGAUCUCGCCGCCUCUGGGCCUGGGAGAGAACUGCCCCUACAGGGUGGCUUGCAAGAGAUUGGUCCUGAUGAAUAUGCCAGUGGCUGAGGACAUGACGGUCCACUUCACCUCCACACUGAUGGCUCUGAUCCGGACAGCUCUGGACAUUAAGAUCGCCAAAGGUGGUGCAGACAGACAGCAGCUAGACUCGGAGCUGCAAAAGGAGACCCUGGCCAUCUGGCCCCACCUGUCCCAGAAGAUGCUAGAUCUGCUUGUGCCCAUGCCCAAAGCCUCAGACCUGACUGUGGGCAAAAUCUAUGCCGCGAUGAUGAUCAUGGACUACUACAAGCAGAGUAAGGUGAAGAAGCAGAGGCAGCAGCUGGAAGAGCAGAAAAAUGCACCCAUGUUCCAGCGCAUGGAGCCCUCAUCUCUGCCUCAAGAGAUCAUUGCUAAUGCCAAAGCCCUGCCCUAUCUCCAGGAAGACCCUGUUUCAGGCCUGAGUGGCCGUAGUGGAUACCCUUCGAUGAGUCCGCUCUCCCCCCAGGAAAUAUUCCAGUUGGCUUGUAUGGACCCGGCCGAUGAUGGACAGUUCCAGGAACAGCAGUCUCUGGAGCCAGAGGUUAGUGAAUUAAAAAGCGUGCAGUCCUCUAACCAUGGCAUCUACCUUCCUUCGGACACCCAGGAGCAUACGGGAUCUGGGAGGGCAUCCUCUAUGCCACGCCUGACUGUGGAUCCCCAGGUGGUGACAGAUCCCAGCUCCAUGAGACGUUCAUUUUCUACGAUUCGGGAUAAGCGUUCAAAUUCCUCAUGGCUGGAGGAAUUCUCCAUGGAGAGAAGCAGUGAAAACACCUACAAGUCGCGUCGUCGGAGUUACCACUCCUCGCUGAGGCUGUCAGCUCAUCGCCUGAAUUCUGACUCAGGCCACAAGUCUGACACCCACCGCUCAGGGGGCAGAGAGCGGGGACGGUCGAAAGAGCGAAAGCAUCUUCUCUCUCCCGAUGUCUCCCGCUGCAACUCAGAGGAACGAGGGACCCAGGCCGACUGGGAGUCCCCAGAGCGCCAGCAGUCCAGGUCUCCCAGUGAGGGCAGGUCACAGACCCCCAACAGACCGGGCACAGGUUCCCUGAGUGAAAGCUCCAUCCCCUCCAUCUCUGACACCAGCACCCCAAGAAGAAGUCGCCGGCAGCUCCCACCGGUCCCCCCCAAGCCUCGGCCCCUCCUCUCCUACAGCUCCCUUCUGCACCACACCGGGAGCAUCUCUCCGCCAGCGGACGGGAGCGAGGGCGGCUCCCCGCUGGCCUCGCAGGCGCUGGAGAGCACGGAGGCCAGCCUGGUGGAGUCUUCCAGCUGCCGGCACACCCCGCAGGGCCAGCACCCCUCCCCACAGCGCUACAUCUCCGAGCCCUACCUGGCCCUGCACGAAGACUCCCACGCCUCGGACUGCGGCGAGGAGGAGACGCUCACCUUCGAAGCCGCCGUGGCCACCAGCCUGGGCCGCUCCAACACCAUCGGCUCUGCACCACCACUGCGGCACAGCUGGCAGAUGCCCAAUGGGCAUUAUCGGCGGCGGCGGCGUGGGGGGCCCGGGCCGGGCGUCAUGUGUGGGGCUGUCAGCGACCUCCUGAGUGAUACGGAAGAAGACGACAAGUGCUAGAGGCUGCUCCCCCCUCCGAUGCAUGCUCUUCUCUCACCCGGAGAAAACCAAGACCGAGUUGGGAAGCCAGUGCUGCCCGGGGGGGAGGAAGAGGGAGGAGGAAGAUAGAAGGACACCAUGCAUCAUCAGCCAAGAAGAACAGAAGGGACAGAAGGAAAACCCAUGGGACCCGCCAAAUUGCUUUACUUCCCUGUGCAAGAUGGGCCCUGCCCGAAGUUCUGCCUCACUGCUGGGGAAAGGAAAUUCGAGAAUGUGCUGGGGGGGGGGGGUCUUCCCGUAGCAGGAGGGACAAGAGGAUGGCUUUGCUUCCCCUUGCCCCUUCCCACUUUGCUGUCAGCCUUGGAGGGAUGGAGCCGGCCCGUGUCUACACCCAUUGCCCUGAAAAGCCUGGAAAACUUCUGGCUCUUCGCUGGGGAGUCAUGGAGACCCCAGGAGUGGGAUCCUCUCCCUCAGCAGCUCCCGCUGCUUGGCCAGCACCACUGCCAUGGGGGGCAGCCACACUAGCAUCUCACGCACUCCCCCCUCCGGCUCGCUUCUGCCAGAGCAGCACAGGCUAAGUUCUGGAGCAGUGGACGCCAAGUGUAGAGGCUGGGAGGGAAAAGCUGAUGUGGAAGAAGGGGUCAGGGUGCUGUGGCAGCAGCAGCAAGGGCUGGUCUGGGUGAGCAAGGCAUAGUCCAGCAGCCCAGACCCCAGGAUCAAGGCUCAAAGAGAUGGAGGGAUAAGGGCUGCUGGGAGGGACAGCGCUGUCUCUGAGGUCUGUAGGCUACUCAGUAGGUGCGGUGUUAGGACAGGCCAGGGAGGUCCCUCGGGCUUCGCUGUGGUGCCCAAGGCUCCAGGAAGGGGAUAUUUUAAAAGCAUUUAACAACGCCUGUGGCCAGAGUACCUGCCGGUGUGAGUGGAAGUCCAAGCUUUCUGCUGGAGCCCCGUGCUCUGCCACGCCUUAGCCCUGCCAGUGCUGGUCACAAGGGAUCCCUGAGGGUGGGGGAAGUGCAGUGGGAGCACUUAAGCAAGGCAGAUCCUGUUUUCCAACCAGCAGAGAAGGAUGUGGAACAGUCCUCUAGCUGUAUCAGCACAUCAGGCCGAGUAUCGACCUAGACACUGGUCCAGGAGGCAGCGGGCCUUUCUGCCAGGCAGCAAGGCCCCGAGCCAGAGGUCCAGCCUUCCCUGCCCCCCCAAAAAGGCAGCACACAUGCACCCAAGGUGGGCCUUACAUCACCUAGUAGAGACUUCUAGAGAGGAAAGGCGGGCACACUGAAAUGUGAAACUUCCAUGAGAAAGUCUGAAUGUACGGAGGACCUCCUGACAGCAGGGACCCCUCCGCAGCUAGUUUAGUGAAGGUCAGUUCGUCCUGAGACUUUGAAGGUGAUUAGUAAAUAUACCUCAGCUGAGACCUGGGCUGCUCCUCCCAGCAACAUAGACUCUGAUGGGGCCUCAUCACCCAAUGUCCUGAGCCCGGGGUCCCCGGGGCGCUGAGUAUUUCCAGAGGCCCGGACUAGGCUUUUCCUCUUCCCAGAGUAAGAGCUGGGCAGAAGACAGCCUGAGGCCACUGUGUCAUUCUUCACCCCCCAAACUCAGAAGCACGGAGAAAGAGCCUUUCUUGGCUAAUCCGUCCUCGUCUUGUAUAGAUUGUCCAUUUGGGGAGGCACGCCACUCCCUCUAUCUGGUGGAAAGGUACCAACCCCUCACCUUCGUCCCUGGGUCUCCUCCAAGUGGCUGGAAGGACCCACUGGAGAAAGGUGCCAGG
Molecule: messenger RNA, 9567 nt
Organism: Lutra lutra (Eurasian river otter)
Lineage: Eukaryota; Metazoa; Chordata; Mammalia; Carnivora; Mustelidae
Gene: CACNA1E
Product: calcium voltage-gated channel subunit alpha1 E
Exons: 50
Coding region: 456-7823 (2455 amino acids)
Biological process (GO): chemical synaptic transmission; calcium ion import across plasma membrane
Cellular component (GO): neuronal cell body; voltage-gated calcium channel complex; membrane
Molecular function (GO): high voltage-gated calcium channel activity; calcium ion binding
Source: RefSeq, a predicted model, not a curated record